Messenger RNA from Kazachstania africana CBS 2517, 3207 nucleotides. RefSeq names its product Hos4p (gene HOS4). Gene Ontology annotation, cellular component: nucleus; cytoplasm. Lineage: Eukaryota; Fungi; Ascomycota; Saccharomycetes; Saccharomycetales; Saccharomycetaceae. Gene Ontology annotation, molecular function: protein binding. The transcript has a single exon. Bases 1 to 3207 code for a protein of 1068 amino acids. Gene Ontology annotation, biological process: regulation of barbed-end actin filament capping. The record is from RefSeq and is a predicted model, not a curated record.
AUGUCUGACAGUGUGUCGAAUAGCAUUAACAAGAAUAAUACUACCGGCGGGGCCGCUCCUGUUAAAAAAAGAUCUUUGAGUAGCUAUUUAUCAAAUGUAAAUUCUAGAAAAGAAGAGUUAGAGAGGAUGGCUCAAAAGGAAAAGGAGGAGAAGGAAAAAAGAGAACGAGAGCUCAAAUUAUUGAAUGAACAAGCGAAAUUGGAGGAGAAAUUAGAAGCUGAAAGGAAACUAGAGGCUGAAAAGAAGAAACAAGAAAUAGAAAAGCAAAGGUUGGAAAGCAAUAUGGAAUCUGACUCUUAUUCAGUACCUAAAUUGGAAGAAACAGAAACUAGCAUUAGAAGGCAAAGUGGUGAUAUAAAUAAAAUUUUCUCAAGUCCCGAAUUGUCUCCAGCAGAUAAAGAUAGUACUUUCAAAGAUAUUAAACAAGUGUCAAGUGAAAAUAAUAACCAUAAAGAAGCGGAAGCAAAAAAAAUUAGUCUCACGACAACCAAACCAUCUUUUGAAGAUACUGAGUCCAAAAUGGCUGCCACAAAAUUUAUCAAACCAGCGACAGAUUUGCCGAAGAAAGAGUAUGACACCCUGAAUCAAAAGCGUAGCAGUGGCUCACUAUCCAGAGAAGAUUUGAAAGCAAUGUUCCGAGGGCCUGCAUCGUUACCCAACUUAUCUGUCUCAGGCAAUUUUGAAAGCGAGUUACAAAGGGAAAUGGAAGAAGAAAGGGAGAUUGAAAGUGAUGCUCCAACUGAAAUGGGGUCACCUGUAAAAUUAAAACCUCGUGGAAGACUAAUUAGAGGUGACAAAAUUGGUACACCGCGUGGUUCUGAUUCAGAAUUAUCAGAUCUGGAUGAUAUGAACAGUGUAGAAAUUUCUAGCAGUUUUUUACAUGGUGAUUCAUCCCCUCUAAAGCCUCAACAUUCGAGGAUAAGCUCAUCUCCUGCAAAAUUUUCAAUGAAGUCUCAUCGCAAAAGUACUUCAAAACAAAGGAAGACAGUCCAUAAAAAUGCUUUCGGGUCUACAAAACUCCAUACAGCUUGUAAUAAGGGUAAAUACGAUAUUGUAAAACAAAUACUAGAGGAUGAUGAAAUCGAUAUUCACGAUAGAGACAAUGCUGGAAAUACCCCUUUGCAUGAAGCUGCACUCGGUGGUCAUCUAGAUAUUGUUAAGCUACUGCUGCAAUACAACGCAGAAAUAAAUUGUAUAUCAUUCGAAAGUGACAGAGAUACCCCAUUAACCGAUGCCGCUAAUAAUGGCCAUGUUGAUGUAAUAAAAUAUUUAUUGAGGCAUGGUGCAGAUCCAACACAUGUAAAUACAGCAGGUCUCACUGCAUAUGAAUUAUUAGAGCAACAUAACGAUCUAGAUGAAGAAGAAAUUGACCAAGUAGAAGCGGUCAAAAAGGAUCUGAUAGAUUUCACCAAGAAAUGGAACACAGAAAGAAAAAAUAAGAAUAAAACAAGUGCCAAGGACGCGGAAACACAUGACACUAAUGAACAAUCAUCCGACAUACAUUUCUACUGGAAUGAUCUUAACACCAAAUGGGGCAGAGAAAAAUUGCUUGCUGCUUCAAAGGAAGGUAAUUUAUCGUAUGUAGGACAAUAUCUCGAAAAUGGAGGAAAAGCAGAUUUCAAGGCAUUUAUGGAGGCUGUUAAAUUUGGACAUGAAGAUGUAACGAGCAUAUUUUUGGCAUUUGGAGCGCCUGUAAAUAAUCACAAUAGAGAUAAUGUAACACCGCUGCUCCAAUCGGUGGGGAGAGAUCAUCUAGGAACGGUGAAGUUAUUAAUAGAAGCUGGCGCGAAUCCACUAGCUAGGGAUAAGAGUGGCCACGAUGCAUUGUACUAUGCGCAAAACAGUCUUCUAGGUCUCGUAGACGAGAGAGAAAUUGCAUUAUUGAAAAAAGCGGUAGAAAAAUAUGACGGUAACGUCCUUAGAGAAAUAAAGGAUGAACACGUUAGGAAAGAUGAAAGAUCCACUUUGAUUAAAAGUGUACAAAAGACAGAGAGGUCGCUUUCUGUGAAUGAAGAUAGGAGAAAACAGGACAACAAGGAAAAGAAUCUGGCUGAACAGAUCCCACGAGCUUCAUCAUCAACAUUACUACAAGCAAAAAAAUCCAUCAAGUUUCACAAUAUCCAGGAAAAGGACAAAAUUAACAAUGAGGAACUAAAAGUUUCAAGAGAGACACCAAUGGAAGAAGAGAAAGAUGAUGAACCAGUCAAAGUGCCUUCAAGAAGAAGGACUAUGUCUCCUAUCACUGCCAAUCCGUUAUCGAGACACUCUUCUUCUAAUUUAAGUAGUAGUGCUAGUGAUGUUCACAUCGCCAAAAAGGUGAAGUUAGAUUCUCCGGUUGAAGCUCCUGUUAUCAAGGAAACUCCAGAAGAAAAAGAGCAAAGAUUGAAAGCUGAAGAAGAAUAUAUUCAAAGGAGACUUGAAAGUAAGAAAAAGAAGGAACAAGAAAUUUUAGAAAAGAUGAAAUCAGAUGAACAAAAACGUGUCGAAGAGAAGGCCAAACAAAAAAUUUUAGAAGCUAAAAAAAUUGAGGAAGAGGCAAGAUUAAAAAAAUUAGAAGUUGCAAAGCAAGAAAAGGAGAACGAACUGAGGAGAAGACGCUAUAUACGAUCCUUCUACCCAUUAGGUUUAAAACUUAUUAAUUUCAGUACGGACAGUGACUAUAAUAAGUUUUUACCGUUGUAUUAUAUUACCAAGGAUCAGGAUGGUCAAAUCUAUAGAUAUGUUUUAGAUUUACAAAUGUUGGUCAUCUUGAAAGAUAGUGACAUUCUCUCUAGAAGCGAUUAUGAUAAAAUGGAUGUUAAUCAAGAAAAUAAGAGACAAAUAUGGAACAUUUUAAAAUUCAUAUUUUUAGAUGGUGGUAUUGAUAAUGCUUGCAGCAACAAGAUUAAUGCUUACAGAGCGAACUACGAUUUAAGAGCGAAAAUUCGUUUUGAGAGACAAGAGUUCAAGAAGUUCUCUAAUUUACCGAUGAAUUGGAUCAGAUGGGAAGAUAUUGAAAUAAAGGAUAGUAAGAAAAAAGAAGACGUCGAAUCUAAUAUGGUGGAAAUAGCAUUACCAGUUAGAGAAACAGCUACACUAAAAAACGAGAGUACUGAACACUCCGACGAAACACGCCCGGACACAGUAUCCAAACCAUUGAGUUUACCGUUAAGGUUUCAACACAGACAUAGAGUAUCUCAUUUAUUGAACACUCAAACACUGUGGUGA